AUGGAACCAUCCUUACCGGAGAGGAUUUUUGCAGCCGGCGAAGAACCAAUCGGCGAGAGGAUAAACUGCUAUCACAAAUCUAAGGCCAUCAACAACAUUCUGAGCGCCUUGGACGAAGAGGAGAGAGAUUUCCUAAAAAAAUCGCCAUUUGGGAAACUUAUUGCGACGGCGGAGAAGCCUGCACUUUCCGGCAGUUUCAGACAUUUUAUCAUCACGCGGCUACUAAAGGUUAGCAAAAAAUACGAAAUAUGGAUUCUGUUCGCCGGGAAACCGGUUAGGGUUUCUCUCAGGGAAUUUGCGAUAAUCACCGGUUUGCCGUGCGGAAAAUAUCCGAGGAAGCAGAAGAAGAAAAAGAGAAAUCCCGUCUUGGUAAAACCCUAUUGGCCCGAUUUGUUUGGAAAUCUAAAAGCAUGUAGCAUCGACCUGGCAGUCAAGAUGUUGAAAAAAAGGACCGUCGUCGACCACGAAAUCAGGCUGAAAUACGCCUGCCUCGCUAUCACCGGAGCAGUCUUAUGCCCCACAAACCAUAGGUCCAAAAUCGUAUUUGAGCACGUGGAGCUGAUCAGAAGUCUCGACGAGUUUUUCGCGCACCCGUGGGGCCGUGUGGGGUUCGAGAUGUUGAUGUCCAGCAUCAAGUCUAAAGACGAGGUUGCACUCGCUCAGAGUACGGUAGCCGUUAAAGGUUUUUUUCACGCGAUACAGCUUGUGCUAGUGGAGGCAUGUCCAUCGUUAACGGAGGUUGUUCAGCUGAACGAGUCGUCGUCUGAAUCUGAAACCGAGGGGGAAGACGAAGAUGGUGAGUCAGAGGACGCCGGAGCUGCUAUCUUGCAGGAGAACACCAACACCGAUGGUAUUUUGGAUGGUGAGAGUGACAGAAAUGCUCCCAAACCAGCGACACGGACGACGUCGGCGACGGUUGGACUUAGCCCAAUUCACGCGAGGGACAUCGACGAAGAAUGCAAGGUCGACAUUUUUAGCAUUAUCCCCGACGAUACAGAUGCUGGUACGGAGGGAAAAGACUUCAGCUGGUCCGACGAUGAAGACGAUCCCAGGGUUGAACAUAUGUUACACCUGAUUGGGGAGGACUUCGAAUUCCGCAAACACAUGUUUAAGGGUGGGUUGACCCAGGCCGAGUUGGCCAAGAUGCGACUGGAGAGGAAAGAAAUCAGGGAGCGAAAGGAGAGGGAGAAGGAGAGGGCCCAGGAAAAUGUAACAACAACCGGCGGCCAAGCUGCAUACGCUGCAGUACCUGAUAAUAUUGCCCAAUUAUUGUCGGCGUCGGUGAAGGCAGAAAUGAGACCUUUUGAGCUUAAGAUGUCAACCGCUAUUGACCAAAUAGCGACACUCGAAGCAAGUCUGUCCACUCUUGGAACGUCGGUGACGGCGGCUAUAGAACAAAAGUUCACCACAAUGCAGGAGGAAGUUAUCAAGAAUAUUCUUGAAUUUUUGGGGAGAUCCAUUUCCGGAUUUAACAGGCAUGAUUCACCGAGAGAGAGAUCCAUGGCACGUGAGUAUGAGAACAGGGCUGACGAUGGGCUUCAGGCAGGCGCUAGAAGUGGUACGAACCAGGCACAGGACAAGGCUUUGGCUGAUGCAGUUAUUAACGCGGCCGUUGCGAUGGCUUCCAACAUCAACGCCGAUGUACCCAACGAUGUUCAACAGCAGAGGGGCGAAGGAAUGGCCGACUUUACUUCAGAGGUCGGCGAAACUAAUGACAUUCGGACGGAGGGACAAGACGAUGGUGGUCUAGGCGAGGGAGAUGGCGGCGAUCAUGCUCUGGAUAAUGGAGAUGAAGGGGAAUUCCCUCGGCGUGGCAAGAGGGCCCGGGUGCAGACAUCGUUUAACGAUUUCCAUGUAGACCCCAAGUGGGUAUCAUGCACCCUGGGUAGCCACCCCUUCAUAUGCCACCCAGACGAACAGUCUGCGUAUUUUACAAAGCUCAUCAGCCUUGGCAGCGGAAUCUCUAUUAACAACAAGGAAGUACUUGAGAUUGCUGAUAGGACAAAGCCUAUGAUGCCCAAGAUGAUGGACGCCCUCCUCUUAUACGCCCACACAGUAUAUGUUCGACAUUGUUCCGAGCCUCAGUUGAACAAGGUUGCCUUUCUUGAAACCAAAUUUACGACUGCCUUAAUGAAGUCAUGGACAAAAUUUUCCCGGGUGGCUGUGAAAGACCGACAUAGGUUCAAGUUUGGGGAUUGUGUAAUGGAUCAUCUUGAGUUCGACAGUGUAGAUCUCCCUCCACCUGAGCGCCUGUACCUGCCUUUCAAUUUUGACAGGGACCAUUGGGUUGGCAUUGCUGUUGACACCAUUGCGGGAACUAUGACCGUAAUUGAUUGCAACUGCUCACUGAGGACGGAUGGCGCAAUAAAGAAGGAGUUGGCCCCGUUGUCUCUUAUGUUACCACAUGUAAUUAGACAGAGUUCGGCUAACAAACGAGUUAUCGAAGCUAAACCGUUUUCUAUCCAUCGACCAAAGGGCAUACCCCAGAACUCCAUCAUGUCUGACUCUGGUGUAACAACAGUUCUCCUCUUAAUGUUCCACUCCGUGGGAGGGAUUGAUCGUUGCAAGACGCUUACACCCGAGGAGAUGGCCAAGGAGUCUCAGGUGUUGGCUGUCAAGUUUUUUGAGGAGUUUGACGUCCCCUCCUAA
Molecule: messenger RNA, 2649 nt
Organism: Eutrema salsugineum
Lineage: Eukaryota; Viridiplantae; Streptophyta; Magnoliopsida; Brassicales; Brassicaceae
Exons: 5
Coding region: 1-2649 (882 amino acids)
Biological process (GO): proteolysis
Molecular function (GO): cysteine-type peptidase activity
Source: RefSeq, a predicted model, not a curated record